Molecule: messenger RNA, 3066 nt
Organism: Anopheles maculipalpis
Lineage: Eukaryota; Metazoa; Arthropoda; Insecta; Diptera; Culicidae
Exons: 3
Coding region: 1-3048 (1015 amino acids)
Cellular component (GO): nucleus
Molecular function (GO): zinc ion binding
Source: RefSeq, a predicted model, not a curated record
AUGGCCGAGUUAUGCAAUCUAUUGACAUGCCGGCUGUGCUUGCAGAAACAGUUUCAGCUAUUACCAAUGUUCCCCGCCAACGAACCGGUCAACGAUGAGCUGCUGCGGAAGAUCUACGAAUGUGCUGCGGUACGAAUAUCGUACGAGUACGAUCAAAGUUCCGUCAUCUGCAUCAAGUGUAUCGUGGAUGUGGAACAGUUCUACGCCUUCAAGCAACGGUGCAUCGAAAGUGAUUCUUUGUUUCAGAAAAUACGUCUCGGCUGUAAUGAUCGGGGAGGACUGGACGAGAGUGAGUUUGAAAAUGCCCCAUUAGCGGAAGUUGAUUUUAUAGAACCAAUCACUAAUCUGGAGCAGUACGAUGGACCGAGGACUAUAGACAGUUUCAUUGGAGGACUCUCCAAGCUGCUGCACGUCGGUUAUAAUUACCGCGUCGUACGAGUGAAUGACGAAUGCGAUGUGCUGGUGUACCGUAACCAUCGGUUUUAUCAACCUACCAAAGCAACCGAAUCGAGCCAAUGGAUUUGUGUUGCAAGCGGUUCCAACGGCUGUCCGGCUCGGUUAACCAUCUCUUCUAAAACUGGCUUCCCGUUAGCGCUGUUCACCAAACGCAUCCGACACAACCAUUCCGAAGCGUUGGUGCAAAUGAUAGAUUCAGCGGAAGCUUGCCAAGAGGAAGUCGUGCAAGUACUGCCAAAGUAUGCUCUUGUCCUAUGCGCUGAUCGACGGUUGCGUUUGCUAACCGAAGGGUACCGUUAUCGUUUGCGGAAGGCAUUAUAUCGCACCGGACAAAGCUUCUGGGGCUGUGUGCGGUCCGACUGCACAGCUCACGUUACGCUAUCGUAUGACGACAUCCGGACGUGUGCGAUCGGCGACCAACCACAUAGUCAUGAAGCGGAAGGAAGUGACUUUUUGCCUUCUUCGAAUCCAAGCACUGAGCUCAUGGCCCAACAGGAACCAAAGCGUGGAAAAACUGGUCUUAACUAUUACAUAGCCGACGAGUUAUUAGUGUAUAGUGGGAACUAUUACAAGGCACUUAACGAGACAGAAGACAACUCCACCACCAGUGUGUGGAAAUGUACGGUUAAGGAUUGUGCCGCAAAGGUGCAGUUGCAUGUAAAGUACGCCACAAUGAUCAACGGCAACCAUAAUCACGUUAAACAAAUAACUAAAAGCAAGAACCAGUUGGUAAAGCGCACGGUACAGCAGGGCGUUAAUUAUCGUUUGAUCGUAGAAGAGCACGGAUUUAUCAGAUUGUUGUAUCGGAAGCAAAAGUACACCUAUCGUAAGAUACUUCCAGGUGGCACCGCGGAAUGGGCCUGCAUUUGGAAAGGUUUGGGUUGUAAGGCACAGCUUCGAUUGCUGCCCGACGAACAGCUUGUCUAUAGCUGCACCGAGAGCACCAUCAAGCACGUGCAUCGUGUAGGGAAUGUACUUGAAACACAUUUUCCUCCCAGACAAGCAACGCAACGCUCUCCUGCCUGCGAGACAAACCUUUGGACUACUUCGACCUACGAGCUUUUGUGGAACCAAAACAGCAAACCGAUCAUUCGCCGGCAGCUUGAUCGAUACUAUGCCCGGACAGCAUUCCCACACGGAACAAUCGAAUGGCAUUGUGUUCGUGGCAUUAACACACUAUGCAAAGCGACCGUUACGAUCGACAAGUACGGUGCGAUCAUUGCCGAACACUCAGUACACGAUCACGAUAGAAUGCGCCAGAAUGGCAUAACAGUACGUCAGCUUGGGCAAAACCCUUCGACGCGCGAUAUCUUUACCAGUCCUGGGCCUGUAAGCUUACUGGCCGGUGGUUUCAACUAUCGGCGAAUGCACGACGAACACUUGAAUAUUGACAUUAUUGUACACGUCGCUCACAAGUACUUAUCUGACGGUCCAGAGUCGAACGGGUACCAUUGUAUUAUGCGUGACGAACCGCAAGCCUGCCCGGGGAAAAUCAUACUCACCAACUAUGCUCUCUGUGCCGAGAUAUUGGCGGCACAUAAUCAUCUCGCUCGCACGGUGCCGAAGAUUCCCGAGCCGGAUCGUACCGCGCAGGUAGUCAUAGAAGGUCCCAACUACGAACUGAUAUACUCGAUGACCGGCCGCAACUGUUUGUUGCUACACGAAGGGCACGUGUUCCGCAUGUACAAGCUGCUGGAACCGUCGCAAACAUCUCGAUGGCGCUGUAUCCACGCCGAGGUCGGCUGUAAAGCGUUCCUGAGCGUGCCGUUAACGCUCACAAAGCCCGCCACCAUUGAUACGCAUCCGCACGAUCAUUCGAGGGUAAGGUCCAGUGACGGUACGACCGGCCUCGUGAAGGUGAAGCAAGAAAUUAUCGAAGAAACCGACGAACUAGGAGCGAAAACAGAGCGUACGAAGCCGGAGCAAUCGCCUCGUCUACGACCACGCGUUAUCCCAAAGCGAGAACCGAACACAGAGGAUGUAAAACGGUCGCUAGCAUUAAUCAAUCCGUCAACCUCGGACACCACCAAUCCGUUGAGCUUGUUUCAGGACAUACGCGGCACACUGAUUAAGGAGGAGAUGAAGCGUGAAAUGAUGAUUAAGCCCGAUCCCGAUGCGAUGACCUGCUUUCUCAACGGUCAUCUUUAUGUGCGCCAGUUUGAGGAGCUCGAAACGCUCGAUUCUCCCGAAUGGAUAUGUGCUUUCCAGUGGACGCUCAAUUGUAACGCCCGGUUAAGCGAUCUUUCCGUGCACGCGCACGAACGUUUCGCAUCCGUGCGGACGAACGAUCGGUUUAACAUGCUUAAAACACUGAUCUCACGUGGUUUGAUUGGUCAGCGGGGCGCGAUAACGCAGAUGCCCGAACGGCAGAAAGUGUCUGAGUACGAGCUACUGCCUAGCAAUGGCAAUCUGUCGUUAAUUAUCGAUGAAAAUCGGUAUUACUUUUACAAAGCGAAGAACAACGGGGAAUGGCUGUGGCGUUGCGUACGGUACCGCUGGCAGGGGUGUAAGAUUGGUGUGGCCGUUUCGCAUUGCUUCGGGAAGUAUUACUACCAACCGUACGGCAACACGGAUCACGUACAUUCCUCGUAAAAGGGUGCGACAGCUGUG